AUGGGGAAAACAAGGCUUCAAAUGCCGAGAGCCCGGUUGCAUUAUCUGCUGUUCCUGUUUCUCGUCCGGUUAGACCCGGCAUUUUCGCAGUCGACGGUCAAGACCCUGCCGGGCUACCCUGGAAACCUGCCUUUCAAACUCGAAACUGGGUACAUCGGCGUUGGAGAUGACGAGGAGGUUCAGCUGUUUUACUACUUCAUCGAGUCGGAAAAUGACCCGUCAAGGGACCCUCUGGUGCUUUGGCUCACCGGCGGCCCGGGCUGCUCGGGGUUUUCCGGCCUAAUUUACGAAAUCGGUCCUCUGGCCUUUGAUCUCGAGAAUUUCGAUGGAAGCUUUCCAUCGUUAAUAUUAAAUCCUUAUUCAUGGACAAAGGUUGCUAGUGUUAUAUUCAUAGACUCCCCUGUCGGCACUGGAUUCUCGUAUGCAAACACGUCCAAAGGUUACAACUCGUCCGACACUAAAUCGACAAAAGAUAUUUACGCUUUCAUGCAAAAGUGGUUGUCGAUUCACCCCAUGUUUAUCAAGAAUCCCCUCUAUAUUUCCGGUGACUCUUAUGGAGGCAAAAUCGUACCCAUGGUAGCUGUGGAAAUAGCAAAAGGUAAUGAAGCUGGAAAUCAGCCACGAAUGUUACUUCAACAGGGUUACUCGGUUGGGAACUCAAUAACCGAUCUAAGCAAGGAUGACAAUGAAAAGAUACCUUAUGCUCACAGGAUGGCACUCAUAUCUGAUGAAUAUUAUGAGCUAGCAAAAAGCAGCUGUCGUGGAGAGUAUGUGAAUCCAGAUCCAAACAAUAUACUAUGCAUUUUUGCUCUUCAGCUUGCCAAACAGUGCACGGAUCGUGUCUGGCAGAAUCAUAUUCUUGAGCCCAAAUGCUUAUUCAUCACACCGAAACCUAAUAAUCAUACAUGGGGCUCACACUUACUAGAUGAUGAUCCAGUUCACGAUCUCCUCUUCCUGUCCAAACAAGACGCACCUAAGUGCCGUAACUAUAAUUAUGUGAGUUCUUACGUCUGGAUGAACGAUGAAACUGUACGAGAAGCUCUUUAUAUCAGAAAGGGUACGAAAGGCGAUUGGAAAAGAUGCAAUCUAACAUUAGGCUAUGAAUCCGAUGUGGAGAGUGUUUUUAGAGAUCAUCAACUACUGAAUGAGAAAGGCUUCCGAACAUUGGCUUACAGCGGUGAUCAUGACAUGUUUGUACCUUACUUGAGCACUUUGAGAUGGAUACGCGAACUAAAUCUCACGAUCGAUAGCGCAUGGAGGCCUUGGACUGUAGAUGGUCAAGUAGCUGGAUAUACGGAGACGUAUAAAAACAAUAAGAACAAUGAGGCUUAUAUAACUUUCGCCACGGUGAAGGCAAGUUUCUUUAUUGAAAAUGGUGCAGGUCAUACAGCGCCAGAGUACAAGCCCAAAGAAUGUCUUGCAAUGUUUGAAAGAUGGAUACGUUUAUCCCCACUCUAA
Striga hermonthica is the source of this 1458-nucleotide messenger RNA. NCBI's taxonomy places the organism in Eukaryota, Viridiplantae, Streptophyta, Magnoliopsida, Lamiales, Orobanchaceae. The record is from the annotation of a GenBank genome assembly.